This is a messenger RNA of Coregonus sp. 'balchen', 2459 nucleotides long. The record is from the annotation of a GenBank genome assembly. Lineage: Eukaryota; Metazoa; Chordata; Actinopteri; Salmoniformes; Salmonidae.
AUGGCGAGUCCAGAUGAUCUGAAGUUCCAAGGUGAGGCUCAUGGAGUGGCUCCCAUCCUCCUCUCUCUGUUUAUCCUCUCCUAGAGCUGUCUCUGUUUCAUGUUCAUCAUCCCCUUCCUUUCUGUCUCCCGUUCCUCUCCUCCGUAGCUGUUAUUUAUCUUUCUGUCUUGUUUAUCCUCUCUUUCACCACCUCUUCCCCUCUCUUUCUCUCUACAUCUCUCACUGCCACUGUCCCACUCCUCCUCUCUCUGUCCCUCCCUCCAACUAACCUCCUCUGUCUUCUCCUCCUCUAGAAUUUGAGGAGGCCACUGACCUGCUGUUAGCAGACCCUGGGGCCUCCACCCUCAGUAUGUCUGGCUCCAGCAGUACGGCCCCGGCCAGCGCCACAGGGGACAUCAAACUGGACAUGUCCGAUGAUGAGGGACAGGAGGAGAGUUCAGAGGUCAGGAUGAUGAACGAGGCCAAUCAUAUCGCGGCAUUGAUAAUCUGCAAUUUUGCCUUUGUAAUGACGUCUACACAAACAGCCCAAAACCAAGCAAUAUGGUGAUUACUGAAUGUCAUUACUGUUUACAGCUCCUAGGAGGGGAGAAAGAAACUAGCAGCUUCUGGACCUUUGAGUACUACCAGUCAUUCUUCGAUGUGGAUACAAUGCAGGUACAAUAUGCUUGAAAUAACACAGUAUAAUCUGCACUCAUGAGACUGGCCUGUAUGUUGCUGUUUAGCAUCUCCCAUAUAGAAACCUACAAUGUAGUGGUGAUUCUAUUGGUGGAGAAUGGAGAUAGUUGCUGUACAGAUUCCAUUGGUUGACUGACUUCCUGUCAUGUCAUGCAGGUGCUGGACAGGGUCAAGGGGUCGGUGAUGCCUUUACCAGGACGGAACUUCAUCAAACAUACCCUCCGGUCGAGUCCGGAUUUAUACGGUAAUGGGAAACAAUUGUUCCUAGAUAGUUAGAAUGCACAUUAGAAUGUUACGAUCAUAACUUUUAUUGUCAUCAAACUGGAAGACAGUUUGGCAAACUCUGCAUAUCUUAGAUUGUGAUGCGAACCACCUCUACCCAGACUAACCUUACCUCCUGGUCCCCUGUAUGUCCAGGUCCCUUCUGGAUCUGCGUGACACUGGUGUUCUCUGUGGCCAUCAGUGGAAACCUGUCCACCUUCCUCAACUACCUGGGGGACCCUCAGUACCACUACAGACCCCAGUUCCACAGAGGUAUGGUACCUGGGGGUUACAACUUGGCUCCUUCUCAGUGGUUUCAUGUGAGAUUUGCUAUAUAUAAAAAAAAAGAGGGGAUUGUUGACUGUUAUCUUUAUGUUUCAGAACAGAGGCCUUUUUCAAGACCAUGUUAUAUUAGAUGCAAUAGCAGUGUUGAUGUUGCUUGCUUUUUCUCGCUCCCUCAGUGACGAUAGCUGCAGGUAGUGAUCUUCCUGUAUGCCUGGCUGGUGCCCCUGGGCGUAUGGGGUUUCCUGACCUGGAGGCAGAGGGAGGAGAGGCAGCAGAGUUGUUACUCCUUCCUGGAGACAGUGUGUGUCUACGGCUACUCCCUCUUCAUCUACAUUCCCACCUCGGUGAGUCAGCAGACACACUACUGAAUGUCUGGGUCAUAUUCAGCUAGCAAAACAUAUUAAUCCCCAAGCAAAAUGUUUCGCAAUGGAAAAUGAGGUUCAGAUGGUACCGACCUCCCCGGUUUCAUUGUUUUCUUCUGUUUUUGUGCCUAGUGAAUACGACCCUGUUCUUCAUAGUAUAUUUCUAUCUGAUUGGGACCCAAUACCAACCAAUUAAUACAGAACAUUUUAUUCUCAAGUAACAAACCAAUCACCUCCCUCUCAGGUGUUGUGGAUCUUACCAUUCGAGUGGCUCAGAUGGCUCCUCAUCCUGGUCGCCAUGGUGAUCUCCGGGUCGUUCCUGGUGCUCACCUUCUGGCCUGUCGUCCGCGACGACACCAAGGUGACUGCUUUCACCACCGUGGCAACAAUCGUCGUUCUCCAUGCGCUGCUAGCAAUUGGCUGCAAGGUAAGAGCCCACGAUAAGAGUGCUAUGGGUAAAAGUUACCUAGCACCAUCAUCCUAGGCCCUGUUGAACUAUUUUUAAAGUAGCAUUGCAGCAGUCAUGGUCCGACAUGAAUGUAGAAAGUAGAGCCCUCAUUUCACUUAUCCGUGGAAGGAUGGACUUUAAAGAUGUUUGAACCAGGCCCUAACCAUAAUCUAAAUGGGAAUGUCUCAGCUGUAUGAGCCUCAGGGGAAAUGUCUCAUCUCCUACACCCUACUCCAUAGUCUAUGGCUAGCUAUAAACCUCAUAGUUCUUUGUUAAAUCAUGUUGUUUCUAACCCUUUAUACCCAUCUCUUCUGUCCCUAUAUGCUAUCUUUCAGAUGUACUUUUUCCAGACAGCGACUCGCACAGUGACACCGACAGUUCCUACACCCAACCACACAGCAGCAAUAUUGAACACCAAGACCUACUGA